Molecule: messenger RNA, 2014 nt
Organism: Carcharodon carcharias (great white shark)
Lineage: Eukaryota; Metazoa; Chordata; Chondrichthyes; Lamniformes; Lamnidae
Product: complement C1q subcomponent subunit C-like
Exons: 3
Coding region: 155-877 (240 amino acids)
Molecular function (GO): protein binding
Source: RefSeq, a predicted model, not a curated record
CUGUCUUGCAUCACACUUCCCUCCCUCUCUCCCAGAAGCUCCAUGUUAACCAAGGAAAUUGAGAAUUGUGCAAGUCAUUGAGGCUCCGUUAAAGUCUGCUCUGAGUUUGCUCCUUCAUAAGUUUCAAGAAACAAAAAGAUUUUACAGACACACCAUGGAUGUCAAUCAUAUUUCUCUACUGCUACUCUUGUCGAUGCUGAGUUCAUUGAUUCAAGGUUUCGAAACAAAUUCUGGCAUCCCUGGGGUACCAGGUUGUCACGGAAUACCAGGAAAAUCCGGCAAAGAUGGCAGAGGUGGCAUGAAAGGAGCAAAAGGAGAACCAGGGGUCCCCGGCUUAUUUCUCUCUCGGGGUGAAGAUGGUGAGAAGGGGGAUCCAGGACUCACAGGCCCAACUGGAAAAAGAGGGCGCAGGGGGCCCCCAGGGGAAAUGGGAGAUCCAGGCAACCCUGGAGUCAAAGGUGAAAAGGGGCCAUCAGGAGACCACAAGAGCACGUUGAAAUCUGCUUUUUCUGCAAAGAGAGGAGGGCACCAGUACCCACCACGGGACACCCCGAUCAGGUUUAGUAAAAUCAUAUCCAAUGACCAAAACCACUAUGACAGCAAUACAGGUGUGUUCACCUGUAACAUCACUGGCUUUUAUUACUUUGUAUACCAUGCAACAUCAGAUAAUAACUUAUGCAUCAACCUCAACAUGAAUGAAAUAAAGAAAGCUGGCUUCUGCAAUCAUGGCACUUUUGAUCAGGUCAGUUCUGGAGGGAUUGUGCUCCACUUGCAGGUAAAUGAUAAGAUUUGGCUCGAACCAACAGAUUACAAUGCCAUGAUGGGGAAAGAAGAUCAUGACAGUGUCUUCAGUGGAUUUCUUCUCUUUCCAGAUUAAGAAUUCAAAGAACAAAGUUUUUGACUAAAUGUUCUACUGAAAAUUAUUAAAAAAGUCUUUAUUAUGAGUCUAAUAUUUGCCUAUUAAAACUGAGACUAAUAAUAUCAGCUUCCUUCUCACAUUCAUGAUACAUAUUAUCUGUUGCCAAUUUAUGAGUUGUCACCUGUUUGAAUGCUCACAAGUAAUAAUGCUAGUGCUGCAAUGAUUUCAUCUUUCUCUCAUUGAGGAGCUGUAUCCCUGGCCAAUAUGACUGUUGAGCUUAGUGCUGAAAGAUAACAGGAAGAAUUGGGUUUUCUAACUGUCUAACAAUUGGCCUGUUCCCAGACCUUGGGUCCUACUGAGAUGGCUGCUUGUUGGUAUUGCUUUCAUUCUGUUAGCUUAGCCUGCAAGCUAUAUAAACCCACCCAUUUCAUAAACACUGAUUACCCAUGAGGCACUGUAAUCUCUGAUUUAUAAAUUCUUUGCUAGACAGUUAGAAAACCCAAUUGCUUCUGCUAUUUUUCAGCACUAAACUUGACAGUCAUAUUCACAAAACACCUUGACAUUCACACAUUGAUCAAUGAAUGUAUGCUGCCUCCUCAGAAUGACACACCAUUAGCUCAGACUGGAGGUUUCCUUGUGGAUUCUAUCAGAGGCAGUUUAUUUCAAAUCUUAUAGUCUUAGUCAAUUCUAAAACUUCGUUCAAUGAGUGUACUAACUUCAACAUACAAAUAUUGGGACAUAUUGUAAAAUGUAUAAAUUGAUGAGCUGUUAACUAAUACUGACUUAGAAAUCUCAGCAGAGGCUCCAAGGAAUCUGUAAACUGGCCUGAAAAAUCUGGUCUCCACAUUGAGGAGUUUUCCCUGGGUUUACAGUGAUUCUCACUCUGCUACAUAGAAUAGAAUAGAAUCACAUGGCAUAGAAAGAGGCCACUCUGUUGUGUCAGUGUGGCUGGAAAACAAGUCAUCCAGCCUAAUCCCACUUUCUAGCAUUUGGCCUGUAGCCCGAAUUUCUCACAUAUUGUGAAAAACAGAAGAUAAAUAGUUAAUUGUUGACUGUUAUAUUUCCAAUGCUUAUAACAAUCACCUGCAUUUAAAAUUUAAAUGGACUUGCAAACAAAUUAUUAGAAAAAAUAUUCAAUAAAUGUGUUUCACAUUG